Molecule: messenger RNA, 1377 nt
Organism: Batrachochytrium dendrobatidis JAM81
Lineage: Eukaryota; Fungi; Chytridiomycota; Chytridiomycetes; Rhizophydiales
Exons: 1
Coding region: 1-1377 (458 amino acids)
Molecular function (GO): protein binding
Source: RefSeq, a predicted model, not a curated record
AUGCCUACUCCUGCUGCUGUCAUAGUGUCGGCUAUAGCCAUGAUAUUACUUGCACCUGCAUCUGUGCUUACUUUGUGUCCUGCUAUGAAUGGGAGUGCUGUUGAUAUAACCAUUACCAAUAUUGGUCCUGAUGCUCUACAGCUCUAUCGUUUAAACGACCAAUGCCAAGAAGAGGCCGUCACAAUCUUACAACCACGCAGACAGAUAGUGGAGUCUACAUUUGUAAAUAAAGAUUGGCUGGUGAGGAAUGUGACUAGCCCUGCAAUGAUCGUAGAUCACUUUACUGUAGCUUUAACCAGCACACCGGGCAAUUUGUUUUGGGUGGUGUCAUCAGCCAACCCACACGGUUCAUUCAAUCCAUCGGGAGCUAAUGACACUGCAGGUCAUCCAUCAACUUCGUCUACAAACAAAAACUCGUCAGUGUCCAACAACGUAACGGCAGGUGCAGAGAGCAAGCAAGUCACUUCUCAGAGUAAUUCAAAUUCCUCGGCUACGUCUUCAGGCCUAUUCUCAUGGUUUAAGCCGAUUUAUCUCGCUUUUUUGGGUGCUGCACUAUGUGUCAUUGGGAUCAGCUUUUUUAUCUGGCAUCGAUUCCGUAAGAGUCAUCCGAAAACUCCAUCGUCUUUGCACGCUCGCACUCACUCGCAAAAACCAAAUAACCAACUUUCUCAGAUUGGAAUUGCUGAUACAAUGAAAAUGAAGCCCAUUCUGUCAGAGGGAUAUAGUAGCUACAGCAAUACAAGUCACAACACCAAACACUCGGACUUUUUUGAAUUUCCCAACUCAUCGGUUGCUGCUAGAGAUGUGAUGGGUCAGGGCUAUCCGGCAUCUACACUUGGUCCGUAUUUUGAGCCCACUAGCUCUGUUUUGUCAAUUGAGGAACAGGUACAUAAACACCGAGACUCGAAAUUGAGGGAGCUCAAAAUAUUGAACCAUUCAACCGAGAUACUGGGUCGGUUGGACGAAGCAUCUGGUGGAAGCACAAGCAUUCCAAAUGGCACGACUACUGAUCCUUCCUUAAUAUCAAGUUCUAUUCUUCAUACACCCAUGCCAUUGCAUGUCCUAUCAGGUACACAUUCCACACAUGCCAUGGCAACGGGAUCUAAACGCACAUCAUCCAUUCUCAGCACAAGUAUAAAUCCAAAAGAUGUCUCGACAGACGUGUCCAAUGCUCGUCACCAAUCAUUGCAUAUUGGAUCUGCACAAACUGUCUGGUGGGGAUACCAAGCCAAACAGCAUGAUGAACUGUCUGUUUGGUGUGGUGACAUUGUUCGAUUAAAUGCAAUGUUUGAUGAUGGUUGGGUAAUGGUAACGACCCAAGACGAUGUGGCUGGAGUAAUCCCUCGCGCCUGCCUAAACAUAUCCCAUACAGAGUAA